Messenger RNA from Ambispora leptoticha, 205 nucleotides. NCBI's taxonomy places the organism in Eukaryota, Fungi, Glomeromycota, Glomeromycetes, Archaeosporales, Ambisporaceae. The record is from the annotation of a GenBank genome assembly.
AUGGCAGUUAUCGAAUUAAAAUUCUCUGGCACUUUUGCCAAAACUGAUUAUUUACAAGAAUUUUCCUGUGUUGGUUGUCAGCAUUACCUUACGGAGCAGGACAUUUCCAAGGGCAAUUAUCGCCUUUAUGUUAGCGAUUACGCGAAUGAAGUUAGCAAAGAGGAGUUUUUUUCCGCUCGUUUAGGGCGGAAUUUAACCUCUUACG